CACACCCAGCCCACUUUAACAUUUUGAAGUGAAAAUAAGUUCUGAACUAUGAUGGCAAUGGAAGGAAAAGGAUGGACUUACACUGUUUAUGAAUCAAAAUUAUCAGGACAUGGUGGAAAUUUACAUAUGGGUAUGGCAGUCAGCCUCCAAGAUGGAUAACUGAAAUCCUCAUAGUCUGUCUUGCAGUGGGACCUCCCACAGUGCACUAGGGUUGGGUUAUGUGACCACCUGAAUGUGGCAGUUGAAUGUUACUCUUGAAGCUAGGUCAUAGAAGAUAGUGUGGCUUUUGCCUUGCCUUUCUAGGUAAAUUGCUCCGAGGAAGCCAUCUUAUGUUGUGAGGACAUUCAAGCAACCCCACAAAAUCUAUGCGGAGAACAACUGCCAACAACCAGCACCAAUUUGCCAGGCAUGGGAGACAUCUUGGAAGUAGAUCUCCAGCUCUAGUUAGUCCCUUAGAUGACUGCAGCCAUAUUUGAUAUCUUGACUGUAAGCUCAUUAGAAACCAGAGCCAGAGCACCCAGCUAACCCACUCCUAAAGACACUGUAGAAGAUAAAUGUUUAUUGUUUUGAAGCACCAAGUUUUGAAGUUAAUUUGUUACAUUUUUGUGCAGCCUAGAUAACUAAUACAAAGGUAGGUGAAAGAGGAGAAACCAAUAAUUACCUGCAAGACUAUAAAUUAGAGGACUAUGUGCUUUAAGAAAGAAUUGGGAUUAGGAUCAGGGGGAUAGUUGUGUUCAGGACCUGCAUUUGCCUUCUCUGUAGGUUAUUCAAGUGGUGCUGUCCAUAGCCAGUAUUUGACCCUCACCUCCAGAGGCCUACUUAUCCUUGAAGACUCGGUUCAAAUGUUUCUUCUUCCGUGAAACCCUCCUUUCUCAGACAAAAAUCUACCCCUUUUGACACACGUUAUUACAGAAAACAUAAUUGCUUUGUGUUACACUUAUCUAUUCGCAGUUAUUUGUUUACAUUUGAGAGGCUCAUUGCAGUGAGUUCCCUAAAGGUGUCAUCAUCUCUUUGUGUGUGUUACGCUGUGUUCAGUACAGCGUAGUAAUUCCGAGGAAUUUGGCGCGUCUACCCACUUACGUAUUUUCCCCUACAGUACAGAUACAGGGAUUUGAGGUUUUCGAGCGACAGGGGGCAAACUCGCCGCUCCUGAGAGUGACGUCCCCAGCCCACUUCCAGUACGACUCCCACCUUCACCUGUGUCUAGCGCCGCCUCUGCCUAAAUUGUGCCUCUUUUCCGUAGCCCCGCCCCUGCUCAAUUCUGAUUGGCUUGAGGAAGAAAGCGAUCCAACGUUGCUCUCUCUCUGGAGGGGGCGGAGCCAGGUUGUUUCGCUCGCGGCGCAGGCCGAGUUCUGCCGAGGAGACCCGAGUGGGGCCGAGGCCCGCGCCGCGGCGGCUCUGAAAGGAGGCGGCUGGACACACCGCACCCAACAGCCAGGCGGAGCCAGAGAUGCCGGCCCGGGCUGCGCGGCCCCGCCCGGGCCCCCGGCCGUCUCUGACCUUGCCCUUCCCGCCGCUGCUGCUGCUGCUGCUCGUGGUGCUGGGCGGCCCCGUGUCCGGCCGCGUCCCACGUUCGGUGCCCAGGACCUCGCUUCCCAUCUCGGAGGCUGACUCCUAUCUCACCAGGUUUGCAGUCCCUCAUACGUACAAUUACUCUGUUCUCCUUGUGGAUCCUGCUACCCAGACACUUUAUGUUGGCGCCCGGGACAGCAUCUUCGCUUUAUCUCUGCCCUUCUCAGGGGAGAGACCCCGCAGGAUUGACUGGAUGGUGCCUGAGGCUCACAGACAGAACUGUAAGAAGAAGGGCAAGAGAGAGGAUGAAUGUCACAAUUUUGUCCAGAUUCUCGUCAUUGCCAAUGCCUCUCACCUCCUCACUUGUGGCACCUUCGCUUUUGAUCCGAAGUGCGGGGUUAUUGAUGUGUCCAGUUUCCGGCAGGUUGAAAGACUUGAGAGUGGCCGGGGGAAAUGUCCUUUCGAGCCAGCUCAGCGGUCAGCAGCUGUAAUGGCUGGGGGGGUUCUUUAUACUGCCACUGUGAAAAACUACCUGGGGACAGAGCCGAUUAUCUCCCGGGCUGUGGGGCGCACUGAGGACUGGAUUCGCAUAGAGACCUUGCCAGCCUGGCUUAACGCCCCAGCCUUUGUCGCAGCCGUGGCCCUGAGCCCAGCCGAGUGGGGGGAUGAAGACGGUGACGACGAAAUCUACUUCUUCUUUACGGAGACUUCCCGAACAUUUGACUCGUAUGAGCACAUCAAGGUCCCACGGGUGGCCCGUGUGUGUGCGGGGGACCUUGGGGGCCGGAAGACCCUUCAGCAGAGGUGGACAACAUUCCUGAAGGCUGACCUGCUGUGCCCAGGGCCUGAGCAUGGCCGGGCCUCCACAGUCCUGCAGGACAUGGCUGAGCUUCGACCUGAUCUUGGAGUGGGGACUCCCAUCUUCUAUGGCAUCUUUUCCUCCCAGUGGGAAGGGGCUGCCAUCUCUGCUGUCUGUGCCUUCAGACCACAAGACAUCCGGACAGUACUGAAUGGUACCUUCAGAGAGCUAAAACAUGACUGCAACAGGGGACUACCUGUCACGGACAAUGACGUGCCCCAGCCCAGACCUGGAGAGUGUAUCACCAAGAACAUGAAGCUCCAGCAGUUUGGCUCUUCACUCUCCUUGCCGGAUCGCGUGCUCACCUUCAUCCGGGACCACCCACUCAUGGACCGGCCAGUGUUUCCCGCUGAUGGGCGCCCCCUUCUGGUCACUACGGAUACAGUCUACCUCAGAGUGGUGGCCCACAGGGUGACCAGCCUCUCGGGGAAACAGUAUGAUGUGCUCUACCUGGGUACAGAGGAUGGACACUUGCACCGAGCAGUGCGCGUUGGAACCCAGCUUAGUGUCCUGGAGGAUCUGGCCUUGUUCCCAGAGCCGCAGCCGGUGGAGAGCAUGAAAUUGUACCAUGGCUGGCUCCUGGUUGGCUCCCGUACCGAGGUGACACAAGUGAACACAACCAACUGCGGUCGUCUCCAGAGCUGCUCAGAGUGUAUCCUGGCCCAGGACCCUGCCUGUGCCUGGAGUUUCCGGCUGGAAGCGUGUGUGGCCCAUGCUGGGGAGCACCAAGGACUGGUCCAAGACAUAGAGUCAGCGGAUGUCUCUUCUUUGUGUCCCAAAGAGCCUGGAGAACACCCGGUAGUGUUUGAAGUUCCUGUGGCCACAUCUGCACAUGUGGUCUUGCCGUGUUCCCCCAGCUCGGCCUGGGCAUCCUGCGUAUGGCAUCAGCCCAGUGGAAUGACUGCUCUCACCCCUCGGCGGGAUGGGCUAGAGGUGGUGGUGACCCCGGGGACUAUGGGUGCCUAUGCCUGUGAAUGUCGGGAGGGUGGGGCAGCUCGGGUGGUAGCAGCUUACAGCUUGGUAUGGGGCAGCCAGCAGGGUCCUUCAACCCAGGCCCACACAGUGGGGGCUGGACUGGCUGGCUUCUUCAUGGGGACUGUUGUAGCAUCUCUGACUCUCCUCUUGAUUGGUCGGCGUCAGCAGAGACGGAGGCAGAGGGAACUCCUGGCUAGAGACAAGGUAGGCUUAGACCUGGGGGCCCCACCAUCUGGGACCACAAGCUACAGCCAAGACCCUCCCUCCCCUUCUCCUGAAGAUGAGCGGUUGCCCUUGGCCCUGGCGAAGAGGGGCAGUGGCUUCGGUGGCUUCCCUCCACCCUUCCUGCUCGAUCCUUGCUCGAGCCCAGCCCAUAUUCGGCUCACCGGGGCUCCGCUAGCCACGUGUGAUGAAACAUCCAUCUAGAGCCAGGCAAAUGGCCACUAGUGUAUGAGUGAAUACUGGGACAGAGUGACCACCGAGACCAGGUCUCUGCGCCUGGGAGACUGUCCUGGCCUCUCAGUUUUUGUUGGGUCUGAGUGAUCUCCUAAGUAUCACCUGAUUCCUGAUUCCUGUGAAGUUGGGGCUGCAGUGAACCGGGGUUUCCUUUCCUCCUCAACUUCUGAGCCCCUAUAACCCUUCAGCCCUGGACCCCUAUCUUGGGCCCCUUAGUUUUGGUGAUGGGGCCCAAGACAGAGCUCUGACUUGGCUUUUUGGGUGGGCCCUGGCUAGGAGGAAGGGCCGUGGAGGUAGGUGGGGGCCAGGAUGCCCUGAGUCCUUGAGAUGGUUCUUUUGAUUCUCCCAUUUCGCUGAUUCUCUGGUGAGUGCAUGAUUCCCUGUGCUGCCGUGCGGGACCUCUGCCCUGAGGCCUCCAUCCCAGUUCUCCUUCCUCCCUGAAAGAGUGUGUGUAAAUACGUCGGUGUUCAUAGCAGACCUGGCCACAUGUGCAUGAGUGACUGGGCUGAGGCUUAGGUGUCCCGGGGUCGAGGGGGAAGGUUGGAAUGGGCGCAUUCCCCGCACAGCUCCACACCCCACGCACAGUGGGGAAGCGGCUUUCUUUUCUAACAGGCAGCAAACACUGCCCCUCUGUUCACUGACUCAUAACCUUUUUCUAAAUUUGAGUAGAGAGAAGCUCCCAAAGUGACCUUCUGGGUGGGAAGGGCCCUGGUACGUGUGAACCCAUCCUUCUUUUUGCUUUUGCCCUUUGGUUGCCAGCACUGCCAUGCCGUAGACACUCUUUCCCUGCCUGGAGUAUAGGUGGAACCCCCCUUUCCUUGGCUACAAUUAAAGAUGAAUUUCACAACAUUCUAAAUAUUAGGGGACAGCAGAAGGGAAGUGCAAGCAGCUUAAAGAUAGGUUGCAUCAGUGACUUUACUCAGGUUGAUACCUUUGCCCUAAAGCAGGAGUCCCUCACCUGGGGUCCAUGGACUCCCUGAAAUUGUAUGCAAAACAUUGUCUGUACAUCGGUACGUGUGUGUCUGUAUUUUUCUGGUGGGGCGGGGGGCUUUCAUCAGAUUCUCAAGGCCUUAACAAAGUUAAAGGAUCACUGCACUUGGGUCACGCCAAGAUGGUGCUGCUGCCUGUGGCCAGUCCCUGGACUUGUAGCUCCCGGAGGUCCUGUUUCUCUAGUCCAUGGAAGCUGGGCUCUGCGUGUUUGAAGACACUGUCAACUCUCACCCGCUGCCCGGACCUUCCUGCUUCACAUCUCCUCUGUGCUCUAGGCUUCUGCUGCUCAGUCCUGGUCUUGGCCGGUGAAUGUGCCUCAUUCGUCCCUGGUGAGGGACCCCUUCAAGCUCCAGUGAAUGGUCCAGUCCUUUCCAGUUGGAGUUUUCUGCUCUACUUUCCUUGGCAGCAGCCUGUGAACUACUCAAGAGUCCCCUUGGGUUUGGAGUUUCAGUGGGUUUGCAGCGAAGAAACAUAUAAUCUUAGGCAUGUUUGUAACCUAGGGAUACCGGUCUACUUACCUGUAACAUGGGGAUAGUAAUACCUACCUCAUGGUUGCUGCCAGGAUUAAGUGAGAAAACCUGUAAACAAUAAAGCACUAUCUAUACCAGUA
This is a messenger RNA of Chinchilla lanigera (long-tailed chinchilla), 5402 nucleotides long. RefSeq names its product sema domain, immunoglobulin domain (Ig), transmembrane domain (TM) and short cytoplasmic domain, (semaphorin) 4F (gene Sema4f). The record is from RefSeq and is a predicted model, not a curated record. Bases 1451 to 3772 code for a protein of 773 amino acids. NCBI's taxonomy places the organism in Eukaryota, Metazoa, Chordata, Mammalia, Rodentia, Chinchillidae. Gene Ontology annotation, molecular function: chemorepellent activity; semaphorin receptor binding. Gene Ontology annotation, biological process: axon guidance; semaphorin-plexin signaling pathway; negative chemotaxis. The transcript has 14 exons.